Molecule: messenger RNA, 2083 nt
Organism: Ooceraea biroi (clonal raider ant)
Lineage: Eukaryota; Metazoa; Arthropoda; Insecta; Hymenoptera; Formicidae
Gene: Dnz1
Product: DNZDHHC/NEW1 zinc finger protein 11
Molecular function (GO): palmitoyltransferase activity
Source: RefSeq, a predicted model, not a curated record
CUUCACCGUGACUGAUUUCACUGUUUGAUAAUUGGAGAUAAAGACUUCUAACUUUUAUCAUACUAAGCUAACACCAUUGAAGCAAAUGGACGAUUUAAUAAUUACAUAAUAACACUCCAUUUUAUGCUACUAAUAUAUUUCUCGUGAUUCAAGACUUUAUAUAAUAUAAAGGUUGGCUGCAAAUGGUGGAUUGGUCACUCUCACCUUAGCACCUAUAUCUAUAUAACUGCUAUUAUUCAUAGCUACUGCUGCUGUCAGCAGUAUCUGACGGAUUAGGGCCUCAACUUCCCAUUAAAGUUCAAUUUUCGUACAUUUCCCACGAUUAAGCUGUCGAAACUCGAGUAGCGAGACUAGUCUGCUCCACCAUACUCUCUGCCAGAAUUGUUAAAUCGACGUGACAGUUUCGCACGGAUUAUGUGUUAAAAUAUCGAUCAUCGAAUUGACGAAUGCGUAUUAUGUGUGUAAACACCGAGCGAUUAAUAAUGCAGCCGUUCACACAUCGGAUGACAUGAAAUUUGUGCAUACAGUGAUGAAGAGCCACGAUAUUAGUUGUCGUCUGGGAUAUUUGCCAUUAGCCAAAACGGAAAAUGUUCGUCAGAGAUCCCUGUGGCAUCGUAUGCAUUAUUGUCACCUACGUAGCGGUGUUUUACGCUGAUUACGUUGUGGUGCGAUGGAUCGUGUUGCACACCAUGCAAGAUAGCUUAUGGGGUCCCUUUCACGUAGUAGCGUUCAACACCCUUGUUCUUUUGCUGAUGAUGGCACACUUGAAAGCUGUCUGUAGUGACCCCGGUAUAGUACCUUUACCACAAAGUAGAAUGGAUUUUUCUGAUAUCCAUAUUUCUGGAGGAAACGACGACCACGACGGUGAUGAAAAAGAUGAUUGGACAGUGUGCACUAGAUGUGAAACAUACAGGCCACCUAGGGCGCAUCAUUGCAGAAUUUGUAAACGCUGUAUAAGGAGGAUGGACCAUCAUUGUCCAUGGAUCAAUAACUGUGUGGGCGAGAGGAAUCAAAAGUACUUUAUACAGUUUCUGGUGUAUGUCGGUGCAUUAGCAGUAUACGCUAUCAUUUUAGUCAUAGCAUCAUGGAUUUAUGACUGCCCGCAAUGCACUAAUGACAUUGCAAUCAAGCAAAAUCGCAUUUUACAUUGUGUGAUACUAGUCUUGGAGUCUGCGUUGUUCGGCAUGUUUGUCAUAGCGAUCUUAGUGGAUCAGUUUCAAGCGAUUCUCGGCGAUGAGACCGCCGUGGAGCGCGUGCAAGGUAUACAACGUUACCACAACAAGAAUACACCACGAACGUUUACGCUUUUGUCUCAAGUGUGUGGGAAGAGCCAUCCGAUACUUUGGUUGUUUCCUUGCCACAAUCCACCGCGUUACUCCUUCAGGAAAGACGCAUAUUUAAUCGAUCAUGAGGUUUAAAAAAUUGCAUAUUGAGCGAGUGUAUUACGUCUGCACGGUAUUUCUUUCUUUCGUAUUAUUUUUUUAUAACGAUUUAUUAGUAAUCCAUUCCUUCCGGUCUUAAUAUACACCUUUGUAUGAAUUAUUAAUAUAAUAUGAAUUCAAGACUUGUAGCUAUAAUAUUUCUACGGCGCGGAAAUGAAAAGUAUUUAUAUAUCUUGUCUGAUAAUGAUAGUUUUUUAAAAACUGUCAUCAGCAUUAUGAUUAUGACAAUUAUUUUUAUUAUUAUUACAUAUACCUAAUAUGAUUAAUAUACUAGAUAUGUAUUAAUCAUUAUUAUUACUAAAUUUUAUAUAUAUAAUAAUGAUAAUACAUAUAUAUGUAUUGCAAUUGUAAACCAACACUAGCUUUAAUAAAUACACAUUAUUGCUUCUGUUGAAAUAUGUGCUAGUAAUAUAUGUGAAAAUGUGAUCUAUUUUAUUAUGUUAAUAAAUUAAUUUUCUUAUUUUUUGAAGUUAAAGUAUUUAAAGGUAUAUUUAAUACGCCUCCAUAAAUUUUAAUUUCUUUAGAACAAUUUAAUUGUAAGGAAACUUUAUGGAAAUUAUUGCACUUUUGUUAUAAACUAAUAAUUUUUAUGUGCAAGGAUUGCCUUGUAAUAUUUAGAAAAUAAAAUCAUUAAAAAUCUA